GUUCCUAAACUGUAACCGCGUCCAAUAUCCGCCGUGGACUGACGAAAUUUCUCAUAGCGAAUCCACUUUCAAUCUUAAUUAAUCCAUCAAAAAACUUUUUAUUUAACUUAUUUUUUACAAUAAGUUGAAAGUAAAAUGCCUCCUAAAUUUGAUCCAAACGAAAUUAAAACAGUUUUCCUGAGGGUAGUCGGUGGAGAAGUUGGUGCUACCUCAUCACUUGCUCCCAAAGUGGGUCCCCUAGGCUUGUCCCCCAAAAAGGUCGGUGACGACAUAGCAAAAGCCACCUCGGAUUGGAAGGGUUUGAAAAUCACCGUAAAGCUGAUCAUUCAAAACAGGCAAGCGCAGAUUGAAGUUGUUCCCAGUGCAGCAUCGUUAAUUAUAAAAGCAUUGAAGGAACCACCGAGGGACAGGAAAAAAGUUAAGCACGUGAAGCACAAUGGAAACUUGACGUUUGAUGACAUUCUCACCAUCGCAAGGACUAUGCGACCUCGAUCGAUGGCAAGACAUUUGUCUGGUACCUGUAAAGAAAUUUUAGGCACUGCUGCAUCUGUGGGUUGCACGAUUGACGGAAGUGUGCCUAGGGACAUAAUUAAACAAAUCAACAGCGGAGAAGUGGAAGUUCCGGACGAAUGAAGCUGAGUGAAAUAAAAUUUCUGUAAUUAUUAA
Messenger RNA from Uloborus diversus, 666 nucleotides. It is a transcript of the gene RpL12, whose product is annotated as 60S ribosomal protein L12-like. Gene Ontology annotation, biological process: translation. The transcript has 5 exons. The coding region runs from base 136 to 633 and encodes 165 amino acids. Lineage: Eukaryota; Metazoa; Arthropoda; Arachnida; Araneae; Uloboridae. The record is from RefSeq and is a predicted model, not a curated record. Gene Ontology annotation, molecular function: structural constituent of ribosome; large ribosomal subunit rRNA binding. Gene Ontology annotation, cellular component: cytosolic large ribosomal subunit; ribosome.